CGAACAUGUGGGGACCUUCCUGGACGGACGAGUUUGGGAUCAAACCUUUUUCCUAAUUAGGCCGAGGUCGGCAGCUUAGAUACACAGUCAUCAGCAACAAAAUAUAUGGAGAGAGGGUGAUAGACCACGUAAACAAAUCAGGUCCAUUUGUUAACGAAGGAUACACAAGAACACACGAUGCUGCACGCUCCCGAUCACUGCCGUCUAAUCCCCUCUACCUCCGUUUGAAAUUGGGUACUCUUCUCUUCUGCUGUGUGUUUCUUUCUGUAGUUGGUAUUAGUCUGCGAGAAUGGAGGGAGUGACUUCUCCGUCGACCUCGCCCGGCCCGAGUUUGGAAGGGAUCGAUGAUGUCGAGGAUUUUCCAUGGGCGAAUGAAGGAGAGCCGUCCAUAUCUCGGGACCGAUUCAAUCAUCUCUAUGGUCUUAUGCAAUUGGGGAACAUCGCCUUCCGGGAGAACAGACUGGAGGAGGCAAUCAAUUGUUACUCCAAAGCUAAUAAUAUUAAACCAAAUGAUUCCAUCAUUCUCAGCAACCGAUGUGCUUCAUACCUUAGGUUUAGCCAGUUUCUGAAGAAUAGAUCUUCAUCAGAUUCAGAAUAUAUGCCAUUGAGGGGGCUGGAUCCUACAACAUAUUCUGCGCUUGCGCUGAAGGAUGCUGAGAAAGUGAUGACUUUUAGGAAAGACUCCCUAGCAUCAUACAUAUUGAAGGCAAACGCACUCAUUCUGUUAGAAAAAUAUGAGCUUGCUCAAGAUGUAAUUUAUUCAGGCCUUCAUAUAAAUCCUUCAAGCAAACCUCUUCAAGAGUUGGAGAAAUAUGUCAAUUUAACAGUUGGAAGGAAAAGCCAUGAAAGGCCACAACGAAGUGAUGAUUUUGAUUGCACCCUUUGUUUAAAGUUAUUGUACGAACCAGUUACAACUCCCUGUGGGCAUUCAUUUUGCCGCUCAUGCCUUUUUCAAUCAAUGGAUCGAUGUAACAGAUGUCCAUUAUGCCGCACUGUGCUCUUUAUUAGUCCUAGAACAUGUGCAAUCAGUGUGACACUUAACAACAUCAUCCAGAAGAAUUUUGCUGAAGAAUAUGCCGAAAGAAAAGCAGAAAAUGAUACCUUGAUAAAUCCUGGUGUUGAUUUGCUGCCACUUUUUGUGAUGGAUGUUGUUCUACCUUGCCAGAAGUUUCACCUCAACAUUUUUGAGCCACGUUAUAGACUUAUGGUGAGAAGGAUAAUGGAAGGAAACCAUCGAAUGGGAAUGGUUAUCGUUGAUUCUACGACAGGUUCUAUAGCUGAGUAUGGUUGUGAAGUAGAGAUCACAGAUUGUGAGCCACUUUCAGAUGGGCGCUUUUUCCUAGAGAUUGAAAGUCGUCGAAGAUGCCGUUUUGUUCGUAACUGGGAUCAAGAUGGGUAUCGAGUAGCUGAAGUGGAAUGGGUACAUGACCUUUGUCCACUGGAGGGGACGAUAGAGAGACAUGAAUUACAGGAGUUAGUCAACAGGUCAGCAGUAUAUGCUCAGGAAUGGUUCAAGCAUGCAAAAGAAGCAGCUCACGGAGACCGCAUUCGACUGGCAGAACUCUUUAAAGCUGAAGGAAUGAUGCCAUCAACGCGGGACCUUGAGCGGUUCAGUUUCUGGCUUGCAACCGUGGCAAAUCAGAGGCCAUCAGAGAGAUUAGAGCUCUUGCGGAUACGGGACACUAAAGAGAGAAUUAGCCGAGCCCUUAUUUUCAUGAGAGUGGAGGCACAGGGUUGUUGAGUACGCCAUAAAGGAACGAUGUAUGCCACCCAGACCCAGUGCGUGUAGUUUCAUCAAUACAUAUAAACAUACUUAUGAUCAUAAUCAACAUUCUUUCAUCCACAUUUUAGAAGUGGAAUGUGGAUCCUAACCCUCUCCUCUUUCUUUUGCAUUUUAAACUUUUCUUAAGAGUGCUUAUAUAUUUUUAUGUAGAGAUUAGAUACUCGUAAUCAUAAUUAUUAGGAAGGCAUAUAUAUAUAUAUAUAUAUAUAUAUAUAUAUAUAUAUAUAUAUAGAGAGAGAGAGAGAGAGAGAGAGAGAGAGAGAGAGAGAGAGAGAGUCAUUCUCCUGUCCAUCAGGUUUUGGUCCGAACGUCGUCCAAACACUGCCGUUCGGGGCGGUUUCCGGUGACAUUUUUCGAUGAAAUUUUUAUGGUAUGUUCUUCAUCAAGUCUAGUUUAUCCACAAAAAAUUUCAGCUCAAAAUUCGAUCGGGAAGGCCGUCAAAACAAUUUUGGAAGUUGACUGUGUUUUUCUUUGUAUAAUGUUGCGCAGUUAACUUCCAAAAAUUAUUUGAUGGUCUUCCCGAUCGAAUUUUGAGCUUAAUUUUUUUGUGGAUAAACUAAACUUGAUGAAGAACAUACCAUAAACUCAGGCUCGACUCGGGGAGAUAUUAUAUUUUUCGUUCCCGUAACUCUUAUUUCACUUAAAUCAUCAUGGUUUGAUCUUUUUAUUUAUUUUGGACAACAUUUACUCUACUUUUAGUUGUUGGGCUUGUAAAUUUCAAUUUGCAAAUACUAAGCACAAAUAUUCAAAGAUUGUUUCAUACUUGAGCUCAAGUUUGAACCCGAACUUUCGAGCUAAUCGAACUUGUAACAUUUGAGUUGACGAA
Molecule: messenger RNA, 2609 nt
Organism: Cuscuta europaea
Lineage: Eukaryota; Viridiplantae; Streptophyta; Magnoliopsida; Solanales; Convolvulaceae
Source: the annotation of a GenBank genome assembly